Manacus vitellinus (golden-collared manakin) is the source of this 347-nucleotide messenger RNA. RefSeq names its product keratin, type II cytoskeletal 7-like. Gene Ontology annotation, cellular component: keratin filament. The record is from RefSeq and is a predicted model, not a curated record. Gene Ontology annotation, molecular function: structural constituent of skin epidermis. NCBI's taxonomy places the organism in Eukaryota, Metazoa, Chordata, Aves, Passeriformes, Pipridae. Gene Ontology annotation, biological process: keratinization; intermediate filament organization.
GGAGGUGACCAUCAACAGAGCUCCUGGCCCCUCCUGAACCUGGAGAUCGACCCCGAAUUCCAGCGGGUGCGGCCCAGAGAGGGAGAGAUGAAGACGCUCAACGACAAGUUCGCCUCCUUCAUCGACAAGGUGCGAUUCCUGGAGCAGCAGAACCGAGUCCUGGAGACCAAGUGGAAGCUGCUGCAGGAGCAGGGGGGGUCUGGCCCGGGGGGCAGGAGCCUGGAGCUCAUCUUUGAGGCCUACGUCAGCUCGCUCCGCAGGCAGCUCGACUCCCUCUCCGCGGAGAAGCUCCAGCUGCAGACAGAGCUCAAGAGCUCCCAGGACGCGGUCGAGGAGUUCAAGACCAA